UAUUGGUUAGCUUUAUGUUUCAAAUGAAUAUUUCUUCUCCUUUAAUUACAGCUAUAUUUUACCAGCCAACAUAUAGUAAGUCAUAAUUUGUGAAUACGACGGAUCAUUCAAAUAUGAGGAUAUAUUUGGUUGCAUGCUUGGUCGUGCAGUUGCUGAACGUCCAUGGUCUAAAUGUCUUUGACCUGGGCUCUUCAUCAUCUUCAUCAUCACCAUCAUCAUCAUCGGAAGGCCGAAUUAGCUUUAGCCUGUCGGACUUAAAGAGAAGCAGCAGCAGCAGCAGUAGUAGCAGCAGCAGCAGUAUUGAAAGCAGCAGUAGUAGCAGCAGCAGUAGCAGUAGUGGCAGUAGUAGCGAGGGUGUGCAGAGCACCAGUACUGAUCCUCACUGCAGUCUGUGUAGCAGUAUUUUAAGUAGUGACGACGACAGCAGCAGCAGCAGCAGUAGCAGCAGCAGUAGCAGCAGUAGCAGCGAAGGACGUUUAAAUGACGGCGAUAUUGUUGGCGGCGGGACGGGCGAUAAUGGCGGUGCUGGUGGUGCUGACGGUGGUAACGGCGGCGUAGGUGGCGGCGGCGGACAGGAUUCUGGCCGUAUGUUUGUUUCAUUAAGAAUGUUUUACGAAUCCUUUAACCAAUGAUGUGAAUUAUGGAUGCAUUCAUACAUGUUGUUAUAAUUGGAUGGGGUUUAACAAGCUUCUAACGAAUAUGUUAAAAUAAAUCAAAAACAAUAUUACAUCGAAACCAAUAUUUUAAACACGAUUUUUUGGGCUUAAACUAUUAGUAAAAUUGGUAAGCCAGCGGCCGAUUUCAAUUGAAACAAAGAACAAAAUGCUUAUGCUAAAAAUGCUAAAGUCUAGCACACCCACUCGAUAUAUGGUAUAUUGUGGUUGUGGGGGAAAUGACGUUCACGGCGUAGCACCCCAUUUAUCGCGUGUAUCAAGGACAAUAAUUUUACAAAUGAACGUGUGUCAAGUGUUUUGCUCCUGUAGCUUCGUGUUAUGUCACUCGUCAUGUUCGUAUUCAAAUGUACAUAUAAAAACGAUUAAAAAACUGUGUUUU
Messenger RNA from Mya arenaria, 1053 nucleotides. RefSeq lists its product as uncharacterized. The coding region runs from base 114 to 632 and encodes 172 amino acids. NCBI's taxonomy places the organism in Eukaryota, Metazoa, Mollusca, Bivalvia, Myida, Myidae. The record is from RefSeq and is a predicted model, not a curated record. The transcript has 3 exons.